This is a messenger RNA of Lycium barbarum (goji berry), 2681 nucleotides long. Its product is annotated as tetraspanin-19-like. Lineage: Eukaryota; Viridiplantae; Streptophyta; Magnoliopsida; Solanales; Solanaceae. The transcript has 8 exons. The record is from RefSeq and is a predicted model, not a curated record. Gene Ontology annotation, cellular component: membrane. The coding region runs from base 1744 to 2379 and encodes 211 amino acids.
UCCAACACCCAUUUUCGUUAAUUUUAGCAACAAGUCAUUGAGGGAAUUAAACGUUGGCAGUACCUAUUUUCUCAUUUUGGGAGCAAUUUCCAAACGUAACCAGCAGCCCCAAGUUAUACUUAGCUAAAUAAUUUCUCAUGAACUUAUGCAGCAACGUUUCACACUUAUUUUAUGAAAGCAAGUAUAGUUCUUGUUCAAAUAUCUAACAGGAGCAAGAUUGUUCUUGGCAAAUUUAAGUGAAAAGGAUGGUUGAUAGAUUCAUCAAUUAAGUCUUACGAGUUCGAGAAGUAGACGUUGGACAAUUAGAUAGAAACCCAGGUACAAACGACUGAUUUACCGAUCCGCCCGCUUAGGAUUCUAUUCUGCUGUCUUGGAGUGCUCGGUUGUCUGGAGCCUACGUCUUGGUACAGUCUUUUGCCAUUGUACAUAUGUAUGUGGUUCAGGGGUAUGACGGGGCCCUGUCCCGUCUUGUGAUUCUGUUGCUAUCUGUAGAGGUCUGUAGACAUAUAUGUGGGUCAUGGGUCGUGUUUGUUCGAUUAUGUCUGUGACUUGUGCCUUAAGCGGUCCCGUUUGUUAUUAUGCCCAAAACGGCCCAUAUGUUUGUUUAUGUGUGUAUAUUUGGGGCGAUGUGUAUUCCGCCAGCCUACAGGAUUGAUAUGAUGUUUUUGUAUGGGUGACCGCUUAAGAUGAUGUCUGUUCUCAGUAUUUGUGCAAAAGAACGUAUGCUAAAUUUGGAUAAGUCUUUGAUAUGUCGAUCUGGUACGUAAGUCUGUUUGGGUGUCCAAUUAGGGCACCAGUCGCGGCCCACGGGGCUGGGUCGUGACAGAUUUUGACCGUGAUUUCAGUGACAAGACAUAUUAGCUUUAGAAUAGAGUGAUAGAGAUAACAAAACCGUGACUUCCAUGAUUACCAGCAGCUAUUAUUUAUUCUAAGCAUCAUAAUCAGCUCAUAUAUUCAAGAUUUUGGAAUUGGUUCAAUCGUAACAGUUGUUCUAAAGUAAAAGCCCAAUUCACCCGAUUAAUAUUCUCCUUUUCCUUUGGUUGCGUUUUUGCGUUCCCCUGUGUUUGAAUUCAACCGGAAGAGGAUGAAUUCUUUUAAGAGAAUACACAGCAAAAUGAAGAAAAGAAAACAAAGGUAGCUUCGUAGCUAAAGACAUUCAACUCUCUUCAUAACAUAAAAGAGCCUUUUCAAUCUAUCACUCAAACAUACAUUGUAAUUAUAAUACAAUGACAAUGUUCUCUAUCUUUUCCAAGCAUCUUAUCACACAUUACACUACCAAAGCUAACUAGUUGCAGUCAUCAAACAGUGUCUACAUAGAAUCAUUUUGUCAAUAUGUCCCUAGCACGAGCGAGCUCUCCUCCAAAAUCUUCUGAUGCUAACAUGAAAUUUUGGAAAUAGACAGUUGUCCUCCUGUCCACAUCUUUGGACAAAGACCAUUUUUGAGUUUAUAUAAGCUCAAGAAGGAACUCAUAAUUCAGUAUGUCCUCCAACAAAGUAGAUAACUAUAAGCUCUUUCUUGGAAAUUUCCUUUUUUUAGCCUAUCUGGGUAAUCUUUGCAUGAGCAUGUCACCAUCACUGUUCAUUUCUCACAAAUUAAGAAUUCACACAGUUAUAAAUCAUAUCAAUAUGUUUUUUUUAUGCAUUCUUCAAAGUUGUCCUUUCAAACAUAAGAGCUAAAUAUAUAGCAAGUGCUCUUCUAUUUUCCCUCCCAAGUGUGUGAACAGUUUCUCUUUAAAGUUCAAGAUGGUAAGACCUCUAAAGAGUUACCUGCAAUUAUCCCUCAAGAUUGCAAACAUAACAAUAGGAUUUAUGGGCAUUGCGAUGCUUAUUUAUGGUGUAUGGAUGAUUAGAGUUUGGCAGAAAGAUGCUGCGGACUCACCAUCAUCCCCUGAUUAUGCUCAGUUUCCUUGGUUCAUCCAUGCAUUUCUUGGUGUUGGUACUGCUUUGUGUGCAAUCACUUGCCUUGGUCAUAUUGGUGCGAACUCUGCCAACUGCUGUUGCCUCUCAUUUUAUAUUUUCAUCAUAUUUGUGCUUCUUAUAUUAGAGAUUGGAAUGGGAGCUGAUGUUUUCUUUAACUCCGACUGGAAGAAGGAUUUACCAGAAGAUCCAUCUGGAAGGUUUGAUGAUUUCAAGGAUUUUGUCAACUCCAAUCGCGAUGUCUGCCAAUGGAUUGCCCUGCUUUGUGUUCUAACACAGGGGGGCUGCAUCUUAUUAGCUACAAUUCUAAGAACUCUUGGGCAAGUUAAGGAAUAUAGUGAUGAGAAUGAAGGUGAAUAUGCAGAACCAUCGGCUCCGCUUCUGCGACCUCCAGAACUGCCACCAAGUCCACUGAAUCCAUAUGUUAUUGGUGAACCAAAUUAUUUAUACAAGAUUGUUUGAGUUUUGGAACACAAAGAAGCUGAAGUGAAUGAAGUUUUCAUCUAUGGAAAGAUGGCUGCUGAGGCAGCACUAAUUAGCACAACUCAAAUAUUGAACUUGAAGUUUGGAGAUUGAGAUAAAGAUAUAACCGGCUAAGGCAGCUUAGUUAGGAAUAUUGACUAUGAUGUAGCUUCUCCGAUAGCUUAAGAAUGAAUUUUAUGAGAAACAGAUAAGACCAUAUUGUGUAUUUAAUAGUAUUAUUUUGUAACUUUAUGUUUUCAGUGGUAUCAUUUCAUUUAUCACAGUGAAUUAUAUUUGUUGGA